Molecule: messenger RNA, 843 nt
Organism: Scheffersomyces stipitis CBS 6054
Lineage: Eukaryota; Fungi; Ascomycota; Pichiomycetes; Serinales; Debaryomycetaceae
Gene: RPS5
Product: 40S ribosomal protein uS7
Exons: 1
Coding region: 35-721 (228 amino acids)
Biological process (GO): translation; ribosomal small subunit assembly
Cellular component (GO): cytosolic small ribosomal subunit; ribosome
Molecular function (GO): rRNA binding; structural constituent of ribosome; mRNA binding
Source: RefSeq, a predicted model, not a curated record
AUACUCCAUAUAUCAUAGUCGAUCACUAGUAAACAUGUCUGACGUUGAAGAACAAUACGUUGAAGAACAACAAGAAGAACAACCAGUCGUUCAAGAAGAAUUCCAGUUAGUUGAAUUGGCUACCCCAAUCCCAGCUGAGGUCCAAGUUGCUCACAGAGAAGUCAAGUUGUUCAACAAGUGGUCCUUCGACGAUGUUGAAGUCAAGGAUGUCUCUUUAGUUGACUACAUUCAAAUCAGAUCUCCAGUCUUUGUUUCCCACACUGCUGGUAGAUACGCUUCUAAGAGAUUCAGAAAGGCUCAAUGUCCAAUCGUUGAAAGAUUGACCAAUUCAUUGAUGAUGAACGGUAGAAACAACGGUAAGAAGUUGAAGGCUGUUAGAAUCGUCAAGCACUCAUUAGAAAUCAUCAACGUUUUGACUGAACAAAACCCUCUCCAAGUCUUGGUUGACGCUAUCGUCAACUCUGGUGCCAGAGAAGACUCUACCAGAAUCGGUUCUUCCGGUACCGUCAGAAGACAAGCUGUUGAUGUCUCUCCAUUGAGAAGAGUUAACCAAGCUAUUGCUUUGUUGACCAUCGGUGCCAGAGAAGCUUCCUUCAGAAACAUCAAGACCAUCGCUGAAUGUUUGGCCGAAGAAUUGAUCAACGCCGCCAAGGGUUCUUCUACCUCUUACGCUAUCAAGAAGAAGGAUGAAUUGGAAAGAGUUGCUAAGUCUAACCGUUAAGCAAAUCAUCUUGUGUAUUUUAUCUUUUCAUAUUUGUUUUGCAAAUAGGGUCAUAAUUUCUUGUUAAUGUAUAAAAGAAGCAUAUUUAAUAAGGAUUUAGUUAAUUAUAAACUUCUAUUAGG